CAACUGUGACGUCCUCGCAUUAAAAGAAAUUUGACAAUCGAGAAUUCGGGAAAAGUUUUACUGAAACAGCUGCUUAUAUAAAUUCGUUUUUAGCACAACUACAAGUUGACAAAAUGUAGUAGUAGACGCUUUUAACACGGUCAGUGAUGAAAAAGAUUAUACCUGUCGUUGCUGUAGUACGCGCUGGUCAGCACAAAUACUUAUCGGGCUUAAAUCUACAAAAACAAUUGAGUGCACAGAAUGCCGAAGAUUGGGCCAACUUUCGCAAUUACCUUAUACUGCAGCAACAUAACCCUGUGUAUACCAUAGGCAUUCGUACCAAGAAUUACUCCGAAGACGAUGAACGACGUUUACGUAAACUGGGUGCUGAAUUUUAUCGAACGAAUCGUGGCGGACUGAUCACUUUUCAUGGACCGGGUCAAUUGGUUGCAUAUCCUGUAAUACAUUUGCGUCAAUUCCAGCCUAAGAUGCGCUGGUAUGUUGCAACAUUGGAGGAGACUGUUAUUGCCACUUGUCGAAAGAUGGGUGUUCUGCAGGCAACAACUACAUCAGACACUGGCAUAUGGGUAGGAAAUAACAAGAUUUGUGCUAUAGGGGUGCAUGGCUCUCGGUAUGUCACCACACACGGUAUUGGUCUUAAUUGCUGCACAGAUCUACGCUGGUUCGAGCAUAUUGUCCCAUGCGGUAUUGAAGGAAAAGGAGUAACUUCAUUGAGUCAGGAACUGAAGAGAAACGUUUCUGUAGAAGAAACUGCGAGUGUGUUUGUUCAAUGUUUUAUGGAACACUUUGAAUGCAAAGUGCUUGAUGAGGCUUGAAUUAAUUUUGUUCUAGAUAAGAGUAAGGUUUUUAAAAGUGUACGUAUUCAUUCAUAUAUUAUAAUAAAACAAAAGUGUACCAAAUGUCAAAAAAUAAAUUGAAGAAAUGUGUUAUAAGAUCACUAAACAGA
This is a messenger RNA of Anastrepha ludens (Mexican fruit fly), 946 nucleotides long. RefSeq names its product putative lipoyltransferase 2, mitochondrial (gene Lipt2). NCBI's taxonomy places the organism in Eukaryota, Metazoa, Arthropoda, Insecta, Diptera, Tephritidae. Gene Ontology annotation, molecular function: lipoyl(octanoyl) transferase activity. The coding region runs from base 147 to 815 and encodes 222 amino acids. The record is from RefSeq and is a predicted model, not a curated record. Gene Ontology annotation, cellular component: mitochondrion. The transcript is spliced from 2 exons. Gene Ontology annotation, biological process: protein lipoylation.